AUGCGCUGCCGCUCAGACGGCAGUCGCCGGUCAAUGGCGCCACCGCUUCACACCCUAUACCUACUCUUCUUCUUCUUCCUUCGUCUUUCUACGGCAUGGCGCCCCUUGCCCCAUAUGAAAAACAACCUCACGGAGCUCGAAUUCGGAGGCUAUAAAAAGUACGAAGGGUCGUCGGAGUUCGUCAAAUUAAAAUAUCACAUGGGACCAGUUCUUACAUCUAACAUCACCGUACACAUUAUCUGGUACGGAACCUGGCCAAGCGCCCAGAAACGAAUCAUCCGCGAGUUCAUCAACUCAAUAUCAUCCGCCGACGACCACCGCUCGCCGUCUGUUUCUGGUUGGUGGAAAACCGUCCAGCUCUACACAGACCAAACCGGUUCCAACAUCACCCGGUCGGUCCGGCUUGGGCAAGAGAAAAACGACCGGUUGUUAUCUCAUGGUAAAACCCUAACCCGUUUAUCCAUACAAUCGGUGAUAAAAUCCGCCGUCACGGCGAAAACAAAACCCUUACCGAUACAUCCGAAAGGCGGUGUGUACCUUUUACUCACCGCCGAUGACGUAUACGUCGAGGAUUUCUGCCAAAACGUCUGUGGGUUCCACUACUUUACAUUCCCUUCGAUUGUUGGGUACACGCUGCCGUACGCGUGGGUCGGAAAUUCUGCAAAAUUAUGCCCAGGUAUGUGUGCAUACCCUUUCUCUGUACCUGAUUAUAUUCCUGGUUUGAAACCUCUGAAAUCUCCCAAUGGUGAGGCGGCGAUCGACGGGAUGAUUAGUGUGAUAGCUCACGAGAUUGCGGAGGUAGCUUCGAACCCGUUGGCGAACGCCUGGUACGCCGGUGAAGACCCGUCGUUUCCGGUGGAGAUCGCCGAUCUAUGUGAGGGUAUUUACGGGACCGGCGGUGGUGGGUCCUACACUGGGCAGAUGUUGAACGAUGAAGAUGGUGCCACGUAUAAUAUGCAUGGGAUCCGACGGAGGUUCUUGGUUCAGUGGGUGUGGAAUCAUGUGGUAAAUUACUGUACUGGCCCGAAUGCGCUUGAUUGA
Molecule: messenger RNA, 1041 nt
Organism: Lactuca virosa
Lineage: Eukaryota; Viridiplantae; Streptophyta; Magnoliopsida; Asterales; Asteraceae
Source: the annotation of a GenBank genome assembly